Molecule: messenger RNA, 3733 nt
Organism: Parus major (Great Tit)
Lineage: Eukaryota; Metazoa; Chordata; Aves; Passeriformes; Paridae
Gene: TIPRL
Product: TOR signaling pathway regulator
Exons: 7
Coding region: 137-958 (273 amino acids)
Biological process (GO): TOR signaling
Cellular component (GO): cytosol
Source: RefSeq, a predicted model, not a curated record
GGUGGUUCCGGAGCCGCCGCUGCUGUGAGGGCUGUGCGGGAGGAGAGGGGAGGAGAGGGGCUCCGCCGCCUCCGCCGCCUCCGCCGCCGCCCCUUCCGCCGCCUCCUGCCUUCUGCUCGGCGGAGAGGAGCCCGCCAUGCACCCCGUGUUCCAGAGCAGCCGGCGCGACUUCACCUUCGGGCCGUGGAAGCUGAGCGCCGCCCGGACGCACAUCAUGAAGUCGGCGCAGGCCGAGAGGUUGGCUGAAGAAUUGCACAUGCCUUCCCUGCCAGAGAUGAUGUUUGGAGACAAUGUCCUAAGAAUACAGCAUGACCAUGGUUUUGGAAUUGAGUUCAAUGCUACAGAUGCUUUAAAAUGUGUCAAUAAUUGUCAAGGUAUGAUCAAAGUCGCUUGUGCAGAAGAAUGGCAAGAGAGCAGGAGUGAGACUGAGCACAGUAAGGAAGUUGUCAAGCCAUAUGACUGGACUUACACAACAGAUUACAAAGGAACUUUGCUGGGAGAUACUGUAACAUUAAAGGUUGUUCCUACAACAGAACACAUAAAUACAGAGAAAUUGAAAGCCAGGGAACAAAUUAUGUUUUUUGAAGAGGUACUCCUGUUUGAAGAUGAACUUCAUGAUCAUGGAGUAUCAAGUUUGAGUGUGAAAGUAAGAGUUAUGCCUUCCAGCUUUUUUGUGCUGCUGAGGUUCUUUUUGCGAGUGGAUGGGGUACUCAUCAGGAUGAAUGAUACAAGGCUUCAUCAUGAGGCUGACAAGACCUACAUGUUGCGAGAAUACACAUCCAGGGAAAGCAAAAUAUCAAGUUUAAAGAAUGUUCCACCUUCCCUGUUCACGGAACCUAACGAGAUCUCUCAGUAUCUACCCAUAAAGGAGACAAUCUGUGAGAAACUAGAAUUCCCAGAGAAGCUGGAGCCCAAACCAGAAACAUCACUGGAAACCACAUGUGCUAAGUCUAAAUAAAUGUGACUUCAUAAGGACUUGAAGUAGACUGGAGAUAAUGUGAUCACAACUGUUGUCAUGGGGGGGACAUUUCACUACUAGUGGAAUGAAGAAUUUGGCUAAUUUUUCUGUAGCCUUUGGGAGAAAACAUUUCAAGCAGGUUUUGCUAAUGGUGUUUUUUGUUUGGAUUUUGUUUUUUUAACCUGUGUCUGGAGUUGAUGAUAGACUGGUGGCGAGUUACAGUUUUCAACAGCAUUGGAGAAAUGACUGUUGGGAGUCUGGGUUCUGUUUAGUUCACCAAGCAGGCAGGAGUAUUGUCUGGGCCCCCAUCUGCUAAUACUUCUAUGAAGAUUUUGUUAGUGCUGCUUCAGAUACUAAGAAACUACCAGAGUUGUAAAACUGGCAUUUUAUUUUUAUUGAGAAAUAAUCCACAGUAAAAAAAAAAAAAUCCUCUGCAUUUAUUUUGAUCUGUCAGUCUUAAACUACCCAUUUUGCUUGGCUGCCCCUACUGAUAACCAACAAAGUUACUUCUUGUAGUUUCUGAUCCAGAGUCUCACCUAAAAAUAUUAAUUUGAGGAUAGGUGUAGGUGUAAGGAAGAAAAAUACAUUUGUUUGACACCAUAUAAAGGUAAAAUCAUUUGUGAGGCAUUAACUCCAGAGCAGGAGGAGAGCUGGAGGUUAACAGAGAGACCCUAGUAAGUCUCUUCACCAAUGCUAAUUUAAUCUGAUGUCAGCUGGAGUUCUCUGGGAAGUUUGGGGAUUCUCUGUGCAGUUCUGGGACUCUGACUUGGGGUCCCUGUGCUGCUCCAGUCAUGUAUGAUGCUGGAAAGGCAUUGUCCUGCACUGGCCUUCUCUUGGAUGUGCCCACAUGUGAUGGUUCUACUGCCCUGACUGCCAAAUUGCAAAACUGCAGUAGGGCUUAAGGCUGAGGAAGUCUGAUCCCUAAAGGAUGCUGGCAUUUUGAGUUCGAAAAAGAUCCUGUAUGGCAUUAGAAGGAUGCUAAUAUAUAUUCCAGAUACAUAAUUUGGUUUAUUUUAAUAUUCUUCUAAUGUUGUGAUCACUUGUAUUGUCAUGGUUUCAACACUCUGUAGAUGAAACUGAAAUACUUCUAUUGCUUUUGGAAAUCCUGCAAUGUGUUACUGGUUUGGCCUAAGAAUGGGGCAGCUGAGCAGGCUUGUCUGGGUUUGCUGCUGACACUCAGUGCAGGAAGCAAGUAACUGCAGUGAAAAGCAGGCCUUGUGGUGCAAGGUGCUUGCAGAUAACACAUCCUGAUAUCUUGGUGUUUUUGUUUAAAAAUCUUUGUAUUAUACACUGCAUGGCUUACUAGAAGCAACCCACCACAAAACCAUAUCUUUUGUGAACUCUUUUUCAUGUAGAGAAGACUCUGAGGUUUUUAGGGGAGAAAAAAAAUCUACUGUCAUCUGAGUGACUGUUUCCUUAGUAAAAACAAAUAACACAUAAAUUACACUUCUAUUUGAGGAAGCCUGGUCUAGUUAAUUCUAUAGCAGAUGGAAAGGCAGGAACUGCCUGCAGUUUUUCUUGUGUCACUGAUUAACUGUGGAAGACCUUUCUCUAUGCCUCCAUUCCCUGUAUGUAAAAAUGAGAGUUAAUAUAUGCCUACCUCACAGAGGGACUGUGAGGAUUAGUUUGUACAAAGUUAUUGAUUAGAGUAUUUUUUUUCUGAGUACACCUUCAGCCUUAUCUUUGGAAUCCUUUGCAAAGGAUUACUGCAAAAGAAUGAUCCAUAGGAUGAGUGAAGAAAACUGAAAUGAAACAGUUUCUGAGAGAAGUUGUCAGCUGUAAGAAUUAUCAGACAUGAUCUGGGUGAAUGAAUUUUUCACCACUUCAAAAUAGAAGUGUUCCCCAUUACAGUCCUAAAUUCUGUUGGCUUUUUUUUAUCUUCGUGCUCUUAUUUCCUAAACAUUUUAGUGUCAGGAUGAAGAAGGGGAUUGCCAUUGAGUACAGCAUGGAAGAGAUUAAAAUCCAUUUGGUAAUAGAAGAUUAUUUUGGUCCAAUCCAGUGAUAGAGGGAAAUGAGGAAAGAGUGAAAAGGAAGGGAACAACAAAUGGGGGUGAAGAGAUUUUUCUGGUAGAAGUAAAUCAUGGCACUUCUUUUACUCUAAGCAUAUAUUAGUAUACAUGCCUUAGGGCUUAUAGAAACACACUUUAUAGCUGGUGUGACUGGGAGCAGAGGUCAUGUAGUGCUGGCAUGAAGGAAACUAUAACUGCAUCUUUUAAUUCAAACUCUAAUUUGGGCUUGGUCAGUGAUGCUAACAUUAAACUCCUUUGGGCUGAAAUAGAGUGUGGGUGGAAAAACCACUGAGUGAGGGAGGGAGCAGUGGAAAGGGCACUCUGCAUGUUUAGCUUAUACUGUGUAUUUUCUCUUGUCCAUCAUACAUCCUAAUUUGUGACCCAUUGGUAAAGUUUUAUGGAAUGGACUUGUAUCCUGACUAUAGGUACGUGCUCUCCAUCUGUUCUAAAGGGUAUUGUGCAUUUCAGUGGAACACAGGUGUUGGGGAAAUCACAAGAACACCUUUAGGAAGUUAAAGUUACAACAAGUUCAGAAUUGGAGCACUUUGUGACUUUCUUACACCACACAGAUUACCAAGAAGCAGCAGUAUAAACUGGCGUUCAGCAAGCUCUCUGGCACAAAAUUUCCACAGAAAAGUACCACUUUGAAGAAAUAACUUCGGGGGGAGGGAGUGGGGUGAUUCUCCAGCUGUUUUGUGUCAAGUUUUAUGUGGCAGUUUAUAUUGUUCCUUGUAUGUUGCUAAAUAAAACGUACUAAACAUUUACA